Aspergillus sclerotioniger CBS 115572 is the source of this 1465-nucleotide messenger RNA. RefSeq lists its product as uncharacterized. The coding region runs from base 236 to 1363 and encodes 375 amino acids. The transcript is spliced from 2 exons. The record is from RefSeq and is a predicted model, not a curated record. NCBI's taxonomy places the organism in Eukaryota, Fungi, Ascomycota, Eurotiomycetes, Eurotiales, Aspergillaceae.
UGUCUUUCAUCCUGUUCUCCUCCGUCUACCGGAGCUGGUUACAACCUUCAUUGCUUUGACUAUCUAGCCUACCCAGUAUUGCACCACGAGGUCCACAUUCCAUCCAUCCCGACUAUCUAGUAUCAUCCCAAUCGAUCGCAAUCGAGAUACGCCAUCGACAUCUACCUACUGACAGCUACCUUAAAGAGUCCCGUCUCGAGCUCCAAGCUCCUGACGCCUCUCUCAUCCAAUAAUCAUGCCCCCAAUCCACCCCGACAACAUUCCUCCCCUCCCCAACCUCCAAGCCACCACCCUCGAAAAUGCCCCCCACCACCUCAUCGCCCGAUCCAGCCAGACCUACGCCGCAGGCUCCGGCACCGUUGCCCCCACCCACAUUAACAUGAAAGGUCUAAUGGCCCUAUUCGCCCUCAUCGGCGCGGCCUUCGUCCUCGCGGCAAUCUGGUUCUUCUUCUGGGCCAAAAACGGCGGUUUUAUCUGGCGCAAAGGCGACUGGGAAGAAUACAAAUCUACCGUUCUUCGCCGCAAGGGACCCGACGGCCGUACCCUAAGUAACGCAACCAAGAGCACCAAACUCGGCGGCGGAAGCGUCUACCACAAAGGCUACACCGACGACGGCUACACCUACGCAGACACCGCCACAAACCUGACAGAGAAAACCGGCAUGGCGGGCGCCACGGCCGACCCGGAACGUAAGCGGAGACGCAAGCUACGCGAGAAAUUCCGCCGCAGACGCAAGAACGACGAAGUGACUGUGAACUGGGAGAACGAUGUCGAUGAGGACGUGGCUGCGUAUCGGAAAGAGAAAGCCGCACGGGUCGGGGGAAUUAACCGCGACGGAGAAGGAACUUACUACGGGAGCGAUUACGAUCUGUCCAACCCAGCAAGCCACUACAAUCAGAGCGAAAUCACGGGUAGCCAGGUACGGGAUUACGCAUACGACCCUGCGCCUGCGCGGGCAUCUCCGUCCCGAAAACAAAGCAAGAGACGCGACUUCUCCUUCGUGCCGGGAAGCGAAGAGGUACUUAGCCAAGCACCAACCCACGACCACAGGGCUCGGGAGUCGUCAACCAGGAGACACAAUCGACGUCGAGAACGGAGAAGAAACCCCCCGCCGUCGGAGUCUUCAGGGUCUAGAACGAGCAGUCCCCGGAAGCGCGAGAGACCCGCAGUGAGGGGACAUUACACCGAGGCAUUAGACUUCUCAUCUUCGGCUCCUUCAAGAUCGGAAUAUCAGUACUCGAACGUCGAGACGGAGGACUCGGGCACAAAGAGUUACCACCAUCCGAUUCCGGGAUUGAGUAAGGGAUACCGACGAGAGGGAGGACGAGGUCGUCGGAGGGAUAGUUUGAGCGAGAGUGACUGAGCGACUGACAUUGAUUCAACUCUACGAUACGAUAUGCGCCGCGACUGUAAAUAAUGCUUUUGCUUUUCUUUCUAUGUUGAACGAGAUAUGAAAUGCGAUGAU